Emericellopsis cladophorae is the source of this 807-nucleotide messenger RNA. RefSeq lists its product as uncharacterized. Bases 1 to 807 code for a protein of 268 amino acids. The transcript has a single exon. NCBI's taxonomy places the organism in Eukaryota, Fungi, Ascomycota, Sordariomycetes, Hypocreales, Bionectriaceae. The record is from RefSeq and is a predicted model, not a curated record.
AUGACGAAUGGCUCCGACUGGCUGGGCAACGACUUUUUCAUGGACACCCCGACCAUUACGUUCAUCAACGUACCAUCCGGCCCUCGAAUGCCCGACAUUGCUCUUCAAACCAGCAGGCUCACCAAACCGGAGAACGCCUUUGCUUCAUUGACAACACUAAAUUCGCGCCUACGUGCGGUGCAUGAGUCGCUUCAUCACUCCAGUCCGUUGGAGGACUACGUCUACGCUAUAACCUAUACGUUCGAUGGGCGCACACAAAAUGCCAUACAGACCAUGCUGUCGUCUCUACAGGCGUUCACCCAGAUCAUACGGACCGUUGCGAAACAGUCCAUGCUGAACUCAUGUCUGCCGCCAGGGUACCAACAGAAUCACACAAAUCACGCGACGCUUCUCCUGAUCGUGUCCUGUCUCUCGCAGAUCCUCCUGUAUUUUGAGCGGACCUACACCGCGCUCAACGCGCAUCUUGACAAUUUCAUGGUUCCAGUUCCACCGCCAUCUGAUGAGACAAGCUUUGCGCACGUCCCCGUGCAAAACUUUGCGUCACAGUGUGGCAUGUUCAACGGGUUGACAAGGAACUUGCUCAAGCAAAUGCUGGUCGACCUCGGCAUGCCCGGGCCAGGCACGUCGCUGACGGGACCAUUCAGACUAGGGUUAUGUGAUAUGGAUGACCGCCUCAAAGACAUGGUCAAUGCUGAGCUCGGUCAUGUUGAGGACGAUUGGUCCGUCAGACCACGGUCGGUGCUAGAGCUGUUGGAUUUGGCUGACGAUCUCGUGCUCACGCGGGCUAUGGAGGAUGGAUGGCAGUAA